AUGGCGCGGUUUCCAGUAGCCCGGCUACUCCUGGCAUUGCUAGCAACGGCCUUCACCAACGCCCAAGUUGAUCAGGCGCAGUACAGCAUCCCUUGCGUGAUGCAAUACGUCGGCUGUGUCCUCAUCCCAAACUUCAACACGGCCUUCAGCCGUCUACUGGGCGACAAUGCUUUGACUCCCGGCAAGUGCCAGCGAUUCUGCAGCAAUCUUGGCUCGACCGGUUGCUAUCACUACCACGUGCGGAACCAGCAGUACCACUGCCACGACAUCGUCUUCAUCCUCGACGACGACCUCUCCGACAACCACAGACACGCCCUCGACAACGUCGUCACCGACUUUAACCUCCUCCGACUCCUCGUCACCGACUUCAACCUCCUCCGACUCCUCGUCAUCUUCGUCCUCCUCGACGACCUCAACGCCCUCAACGACCUCGACAACCUCAACAACCUCAACGACAAGAAGCAUCCCAACGUUCCCACACGAUACAUAGGCUGUGGCCCCCUAGAUAACUCCAUGGUCAGCGACGUCGAUCUCCUCUUCAACCCCUACGUGGCGAAUCAACCAGUCGAAUGUCAACAGUACUGCAAGACCAACAGGCGAACGAUCACCAUGAUGUCAAAGUUCCUCUGUAUUUGCAGUAUCCUGGUGCCGGGAGCGGUAACACCGUUUUCAUCGGAAAUUCCCCCAAACGAUAACUACUGCACAAAUCCAUGCAGCUCGUUCCCCUCGGCGCCUUGCGGCGCUAGGCGCCCCGGUGUACACCGUGUACGAGCUGGACGAGAGCCAACUCAACUCUACGAGUUCGAGUUCAUCUUCGACCAUCUCCUCUACUUCGACUACGUCUUCUCUUUCGUCGAGUUCAGUUGCUUCGGUUUCUGGAAGCAGUACAACAUCUGCGACAACUUCAAGCCAGUCAGCGACCUUGAGCACUUCAGCCUCGACUACACCAGUGUCAAGCGUUCCCAGCAGCGGAGGAUCAUCUCCUACAACUUUACCGCUUUCCUCAACGUCCCCUACUUCAGUCCCUUCUUCAGUCCCUGCUUCAGCCUCUUCUGA
Messenger RNA from Colletotrichum scovillei, 1056 nucleotides. RefSeq lists its product as uncharacterized. The transcript has 5 exons. Lineage: Eukaryota; Fungi; Ascomycota; Sordariomycetes; Glomerellales; Glomerellaceae. The record is from RefSeq and is a predicted model, not a curated record. Bases 1 to 1056 code for a protein of 351 amino acids.